Messenger RNA from Leguminivora glycinivorella, 764 nucleotides. Its product is annotated as trypsin-1-like. Bases 64 to 762 code for a protein of 232 amino acids. The record is from RefSeq and is a predicted model, not a curated record. Gene Ontology annotation, biological process: proteolysis. Gene Ontology annotation, molecular function: serine-type endopeptidase activity. NCBI's taxonomy places the organism in Eukaryota, Metazoa, Arthropoda, Insecta, Lepidoptera, Tortricidae. The transcript is spliced from 5 exons.
UGUCACCAUGGUUCGGGUGCUAGCGGCAGUGGUGGUCAUUUUCAGUGUGUUAAGUCAAGGAGUAUGGAGCUCUGUUCUAGGCUCCAAAACGCGAACGUGGGCGUUACUGGUGGUAAUGCCAUCUACGUUGAGCAAGCUCCCUACAUGGCCUUAUUGUACACCCAACCUGACGCGCCUUGCGGCGGAGUUAUCGUUGAUGAAAAAUAUAUCCUGACCUCUUCGGUCUGCUGUAAUCAGAGAACGGAAGACCUCUAUUGCUUCGUCGGCACAAACAGAAAAGAGCAGUUAGGACGCGCCGUCAUAAUCGACCAGAUUAUCAAGUACCCCAAGGACCUGAAGCCAAGUAUUUGUCUGAUUAGACUGCGGGAGCCGCUGAGAUUCAGUAACACGGUCGCUAAGAUACAGAUGAAUGACGGGAGCAUUAUAUUGUCUAGAGACACUGUUGCAACUUUAACGGCAUUUGGUGCGGAGAACAGUAACGAUGUGUCUUCACUAAAAGAACUUCGUCAGGGAGAGAUCCCCAUUUCUGAUGUUGACUGGUGUAAAAAGGAGGACAAACGCUUGGACGACCUUCAACUCUGCGCUGGAGACCAGGAACAUAACGGGUGCUAUGGAGACGUCGGUGGUGCCCUGACCGUUGACAACAUUCUAGUUGGAGUGUUGGCUGUUAUACCAAACGAUUGUAAAUACCAGCCCUCGCGUUUCGCCAGAAUCAGCUCUUAUAAACAAUGGAUCGACCAAGUUAUCAGACAAUACCCUUAAAU